AAAACAAAUAUUUCCGAUGAUCUUAGGAACCAAGACACCGCUCCUCUAUCAGUCUCCAGGCGGGUCCGCCCACAUGCAGAUACGCCCAUAUUUCCCUGGACCGCAAUGUGUGGGCGGGCUGACAUGCCGCCCCUGUCAUCUGGCCACACCCCUGGGAUCACUCAACAGCUCCGCCUCCUCCUCUCUGGUGAUUGGCCGCUAGAACUGGAGCUCAGGAGAGGCACACAGGCGGCCAAUCACUGGCGAGGAGGAGCCGAGUGGCAGAGUGAAGGUCAAAGAAGAUCGAGUGAGGGAGCGGCCGGAGAAGGAAGACAGCUGACCGGUAAGUGUCUGUACUGUGCAAGGAUGGUGCUGCUGCAGCCAGGUAUGCUGGCUGUAGAUGGGAGAGGGAGGAAGUGAGCCCAGGCUGGAGCAGGGGUCAGCAAGGUAAGUAUCAUUGGUGUCAGUGGGAG
Molecule: messenger RNA, 452 nt
Organism: Staurois parvus
Lineage: Eukaryota; Metazoa; Chordata; Amphibia; Anura; Ranidae
Source: the annotation of a GenBank genome assembly